Molecule: messenger RNA, 1082 nt
Organism: Ipomoea nil (Japanese morning glory)
Lineage: Eukaryota; Viridiplantae; Streptophyta; Magnoliopsida; Solanales; Convolvulaceae
Product: F-box protein At3g07870-like
Exons: 1
Coding region: 16-1056 (346 amino acids)
Source: RefSeq, a predicted model, not a curated record
AAAAAUAUAUAUAUAAUGAGCGACCACCAAACACCCUCUUCCUCCCCAGCUUGCCUACUACUUUACCAUGAGCAUCUAGCUUCCAACUGGAAUAAAUCUGUAAACACUUUGAAAUUCGUGAAUCUGGAUGACCACCCAGACCGCCACGCCUUUCACCACCAUCCCCAAAACGACCUUCAUCUCCAGCCCGCCUUUCCCGAACCCGAACUAUGCGUGGUCGGCUCGGCCAAAGGUUUGGUUUGCUUGAAUUCAUUCUCUCGAAGCGACUUAGAUUCCGUGUACAUAUGCAACCCCACAACUCGAGAAUACGUCAAGCUCCCCAAGGCCCACGGCGAGAGGGUGUACCCGAAUCUAGUCGCGUACGGGUUUGGAGUGACUCCAUUAACAAACACCUUCAAGGUUGUGAGGAUUUAUCAGGAGCAAAUCCUUGAUGAUCACAAUCCAUCUUCUUAUUACAAGUCCGAUCUUCAAGUUUACACUCUAGGAGGGGCCGGAUCGUGGAGGAGCGCCGGCAGCAUCAACUGCGGCUUCGGUUGCCGGGAGUUCGGUCAAAGUCUCGACGGAAAACUCCACUGGCUCGUCGGCGAUGCAAAUGGCGAUGAACUUAUCUGCUCUUUCGACCUCGAAAGCGAGACGAUCCAAACGUUUCCGUCGGCUCCUCCUACUCCGGUGGUGCCGGAGACUGACUGGAUCCGGAGGAGCAUCGGGGUGCUCGGAAACUGUUUGUGUUUGUGCGACAACACGGCGCACACCAGCCUGGACAUAUGGGUGAUGAAGGAAUACGGAAAUGGUGAUUCGUGGACUAAAGAAAUGAGUAUUGCUUCGGAAGAGUGGAUGUUGUAUGAGAUGAUCCAUUUAGUGAAGGGUUUCAAAGACGGGGAGAUUCUGUUCUUGUUCUGGGACGAUAUCUUGUUCUCCUAUCACCCAGAGAGGAAGAGUGUGAGAAGAGUUGAUGUGUGUGAGGCUUAUUUCUCAGCCACGGUUCAUGUCCCAUCCUCUAUUUCUCUGGAGUCCAUUUUUGGAGCUCAACAAGUCAAACAUAUCAACCUCUCCUAGGCAAUGGGGAUAGUUGAUUUUAUUAU